This is a messenger RNA of Cynoglossus semilaevis (tongue sole), 2044 nucleotides long. RefSeq names its product histone-lysine N-methyltransferase SETDB1-A-like. Lineage: Eukaryota; Metazoa; Chordata; Actinopteri; Pleuronectiformes; Cynoglossidae. Bases 314 to 1948 code for a protein of 544 amino acids. The transcript is spliced from 10 exons. Gene Ontology annotation, cellular component: nucleus. Gene Ontology annotation, molecular function: histone H3K9 methyltransferase activity. The record is from RefSeq and is a predicted model, not a curated record. Gene Ontology annotation, biological process: heterochromatin organization; negative regulation of gene expression.
CUCUUUGUGCAAACUUCGACAGAAGAAAAAGAAUAGGAUCCUUGUAGUAGUGAUGAGCUAGCGAGUAUUUGGCCGUUCGAGACGAGUAAGGGUAUUAAAUUUGUUUUUUCAAAUAUUUUGAAUUAAGUCAUUUAUUACAGAACAGUAGUCAGUGACGUCGAGAGACGUUGAAUUUGGUGUGUGUAUUACGGUAUUUAUUUCCUAUCAGCAUCUGAAGCUAACUCCGGUGUGAGUAAAUAAAGAAGCUAUCAGCAGAUAAAGCUACAUCACUGCUACUGAUAUGUGUUGGUAAACCUCAAAUGUUGUCAUCAGUAUGGAAGAGGAGGAGAUCGAGUUGAGCACGGAUGAACUCAGAAAUUGGAUCAGAGCAAAGAUCGAGACGUGUGGGUUGAUUUCACCGGAUCUGCAGAAGAAGUGCCAGGUGCUGCAGUCGCUGCUGGAGAAGAGGGAGAGACAGGCUGCCAGACUACUGCAGCUGAGCAAAUCAGUGAUGGCAUGCGAGGCAGUUGUGAAGAAGCAGUACUCCUUGUUGGGACUGGAAUACACAGAUACAGAUGAUGAUGAUGACGACAGUAAUGAAACCAUCUGUGAACACAGACCUUCAACCUCAUAUCAACACAUUUUACCUGCUGCCUGUGGCCACACGUCCCAGUAUCCAAGUCAACGCCACAGUGAGAUGGAGGAUGAGGCUCAGAACAACAACCAAGAAAUGUCAAAGCUCAACAUGAGACCGGUGGUGUCAAUGGUCAGACUGACUGAACGCCAGAUCCAUUCCUUCUGUUCUUCAUACUCUGGAACGGGUGACAAUGACACAUUAGGGCUUUCACAUUUGGAUGAAGACUGGGAACCGUCAGAGAAUGUUUGUGAUUCUGAAACUCACAUGUCAGGAUUUAAGACUCUUCCUAAAAAGAAGAUAAAAUUAGAGCAAAUGUCAGGAAAGGAAAAGAAAUCUGAAAGCCUUGGAACACAAAAAGCCAUUCAGUCUGUUAGCAGAGCUGCAGGGAUAGAAGUAUUCAACACCAGUGUGCCACACAGUGCUGUGACCAGUGAACCUGGAAAUACUGAAGCCACAGAAAGAGCAACUGACGAGACCACAGCGUCCAGCCACCAAGCUGCUGUAACUGACACAGAAACAUCUACUGAAAUCGCUACUACCAGUGUGAAAGACCAAGCUCUGGAAAAACCAACAAACAAACCUGCUCCUACUGUCACCGUGGAGGCCACCAACUAUUCUGCUAAUGACCAACCUAUUGUGCCGCCACACGGGGUCGCUGUGGAAAUGAAUGUCAUUGCCAGAAGGAAGGGUCUGAUCUGGCAAAGAGGCAAACUGUUGGAAAUCAUAAUAAAAGAAGAUUCCAGGACAAAAUACAAGGUCCAGUUUGAAGACAGGGGAAAGAUGCUUUUGUCUGGUCACCAUAUCGCCUAUGACCACAAUCCUCGGGGGGAGAAGCUGUCAGUCGGUGCCCGUGUGGUCAUCAGCUCCAAGUGUGAGAGCCCCAUCUACUGUCCUGGGGUUUUAGUAGAGGUACCCAGCAGGAAAAACCGAAUGAGGUUCCUGGUUUUUAUUGAUGAUCACACUCCAGUCUAUGUUGGCCUGCCACGUUUAUACCUGGUGUGUCAACCAUUGACAGACCCGUUUGGGGAUGUUGUACAUUCCGCUCACAGAGAGUUCCUAGAGGAAUACUUGAAGAGUUGGCCGAACCCUCUUCAAACCCAUUUUGAAAAGGGAAGGCUCAUCAGGGCAGAGUUUGAAGGCGAGAUGCAGAAAUGUGAGGUGCUGGAAGUCGAUUGCAGUUUAAUAUAUGUGAUUUUUGAGAAAGAUCAACACAAGGAGUGGAUCUACAGAGGCUCAAUGCGGCUGGAACACUUCAUUAAUAUGAGGAACCAGGUGGAUUGGGAAAAAAGGAAACGAUGUAGAAGUUUAAAUCUACCUGACACAGAUUCAUGAAGCUUUUGGAUUGUGGACAUGUUACAAACCCUUUCAGGAGAUGUGAAUAGAACUAUGUAUGGAGAAUCUGACUGUAAUAAAAUCAACCAAACCAAA